Phyllostomus hastatus (greater spear-nosed bat) is the source of this 987-nucleotide messenger RNA. It is a transcript of the gene POU2AF2, whose product is annotated as chromosome unknown C11orf53 homolog. The transcript is spliced from 5 exons. Lineage: Eukaryota; Metazoa; Chordata; Mammalia; Chiroptera; Phyllostomidae. The coding region runs from base 121 to 987 and encodes 288 amino acids. Gene Ontology annotation, molecular function: DNA binding; POU domain binding. The record is from RefSeq and is a predicted model, not a curated record.
CUUUCCCAUCAAGACCAGCCUGACCUUUCCAGGAGACUGGACUCUUGAUCAAGGAAAAUACUCCAUUCACUAGAAACCCUACAUUGCUGCUAAGAAGGAAAUUCACCAGAAUCAGCAAGAAUGGAAAGUGUCCCAGGAGACUACAGCAAACGAGUGUAUCAAGGCGUGAGAGUGAAGCACACAGUCAAAGAUCUACUGGCAGAAAAACGAUCCAGGCAAACGAGUAAUUCAAGAUUUAAUGGCGGCGCCAGCUCCCCUCCGUCUCCGCUCCUCCAGAUGCCAGCAGGUUCACCAGUCAUGUCAGGUUACUAUGGUGUCAGAAGAUCUUUCCUGUCUGAUUCCGACUUCCACAACACCAAACAAUUUGCAAACGACCUCUGCACCUCCAGCAUAGCGAAGCCCUUCCCCUGUGAAUCCUCUGCGGGGCAGAGCCACGCCGCCCUCCUGGAUUCCUACUUCACAGAGCCCUAUGGGGAUCACCGCCCACCGGCCCUGACGCACAACACAGGCCCUCUGUUGGGAGCCUCACCCCUGCCGCCACUCCUGCCGCCCCCAUUCCCCAGCGACCCCACACACUUUGUGCUGAGAGACUCGUGGGAGCAGACAGUGCCGGAUAGCCUCAGCCAGCUGGACCCUGUGCCCACUGAUGCCCUGCAGACCUUGCCACCCAGCAUGAGUUGCCUCUCCCAGCUGGAGUCGGGCAGCACCACCCAACACAGGAACUCAAGCUGGGGGGGCCCCGUGGCUGGGGCUCAGUCCUACUCGUUGCAUGCACUAGAGGAUCUGUAUCACACACCAGGGUACCCCACCCCGCCCCCAUACCCCUUCACCCCUUUCACAGCAAUGUCCAAUGACCUACCACCCAAGGCAGUGCCCCUCGCCCCAGACGAGGGGGCAGAUGCCUCUGCCCCUCAGGACCCUUCACCAUGGACCAAAGAAGAUGGGAACAUGGUGUGGGGGUCAUACGAAUGCCGCAGAGCUUACUGA